Messenger RNA from Pelobates cultripes (western spadefoot toad), 648 nucleotides. The record is from the annotation of a GenBank genome assembly. NCBI's taxonomy places the organism in Eukaryota, Metazoa, Chordata, Amphibia, Anura, Pelobatidae.
AUGGAAGAUUUAGUCGACGCGCACAACGCGUCUACAGAGCACUUAAAAUCACUCACAGACCAGAUCCAGAGAUGUGAAGCAAAACUCAUGGAUUUGGAAGAUCGCUCCAGAAGGAGCAAUAUCAGACUGAGAGGCAUCCCAGAAACGAUCCUCCCGGCGGACCUACCCAGUUAUAUACACAGCUUCUUCAAGCUUCUGACACCAGAAAUACCCACAGACAUGCUGCUGCUGGACCGCCUGCACAGGGUCCCUAAACCUCAACAUAUUGCCACGUCCUUACCCAGGGAUGUGUUAUUGAAAGCACACUACUUUCAUGUUAAAGACCUCCUGAUGAAGAGAAGUAGAACCGUGAAAGACCUACCGGCCGAAUACACCAGUAUUAAAAUGUUUUCAGAUCUUUCCGCAGCCACCCUGAAACAACGGAAAACCUUCCAACAGGUGACAGAAACUCUACGCGCCAAUCGUAUCCUGUACCGCUGGGGCUUCCCUGUCCGUCUGAUCGUUUCGAGAAAUGGAACCACCACCGCAGUACAAACGGCAGAAGAAGGCAUACUCCUCCUGCGCCAAUGGAACCUAACCGUCAUAGGCGACACGCAGGCCCCGAAACCACCGAGACAAGUGGUCAAGGACUGGCACAUCGCCGACUGA